This is a messenger RNA of Caenorhabditis angaria, 3574 nucleotides long. Lineage: Eukaryota; Metazoa; Nematoda; Chromadorea; Rhabditida; Rhabditidae. The record is from the annotation of a GenBank genome assembly.
AUGUUACUACGAUCUUCAAUUUUUUUGAUAAUUUUGGCGCAAACUGUUUUUUCUGGCACCAACAAACUUGACCUGCAAAAUACUGGAGAACCAGAAGAAUUUGAUGAGGACAAUCCGAAUGAAGAUCCAGAUGAUGAUCCAGAUAAACAUAUGGGAAAAGAUGUCUAUUCAUUUUUGGCGAGUCGAAUGAAGCAAGAUUUAAAUAUGAAAAAACCAUUAGCUCCUCAAGUUUAUAAGAUUCCGGGACCUCUAGAACCUCUGCCAGGAAGAUCACAUUCGGGAGAUUAUUGGCCUGUUUUCCCAUUCCAGAAUCAAUAUUCAGGAGGUGUAGAUUUGGAUCCAGCUAUUUCUCGGGUACGAUCUUUUAAUUUAUUUUCUAAAAAAAUCCUAUAAUUUCUUUUUUAGCACAUCGGAGGAGAUAUGAAUUUAGCAGUUCCAUCUUGGGGAAUGUUAGAUGUUUAUGGUCGUUUGUAUUAUCGUAUUCAUGAUACAACUACGAAAAUGGGUUAUUUGAAUCAUCCAGUAAAUAUGAUGGAUUUGGAAAAAGAAGAUCUUGUGAGACUUAUGAGUGAUCCAGCAGUUCAGGCGAAUAGAAGUGAGUGGAACGUUUUUUAAAGUGAUGAUAAAGCCAAUUUUAUUUUACAGAUGGGCAUCCAACUAUGCCAAUUGGAGUUUUCGGAAAACGUUAUGCUCCAAUGAGUUGUAAACCACCAAUGUGUAAUCCUUAUCAUAUGAACUUUGGAUUAGGAGUGAGUUUAAGAAAUGAAAGUUUAGGAAAAUAUUUUGUCACAAUUUUCCCAGAUCCUUGAAAUUCUUUUAAUCCUAAAAAUUAUCUGACUGGUUUUUAAUCAACUAUGAAUUUUUCCUUUUAGAUUGAACAAGAUUGGGGAGGAGCUGAUGGAGUUGAAGGAGAUAUUGAUGUUCCGAUGCCAAUAUCAAAAGGUGUUGCAUAUCGUUUCCCAUUUUCUGGAAAUGUUUAUGCAGCUAGAGAUAAUAUGACUGUAACUUAUGGUCAGAAUUUGUCACCGAUUGAACCAUUUUCAAGUUUGUUUGAUUAUCAAAAACAUCGAGAUCCUGGAUUGAGAAUUCCGAGAAAAUGGGAUAAACGAAGUGUUGAAGAAUAUCCUGAAGAACAAAGACGAUAUCAUAAAAAUAAUAGACAUAUAAUUUCUGGAACAACGCAAGAAUUCGAAGAGGUUAGUGAAAAACAAUCUAACAUGAAUUGAUUCCAACUUUUUGUAGCCUGUGAAUUAUAUUCGACCGUAUCCAUCUGUUCAACAAAUUGUAGAAUUCAAUCCAUUUGGUUUUCCUUUACCAAUUCGUCCUCCAAUAAAUCGUAGAAGACGUUUCAUGAAUCCAUAUUUGACUCACAACCCACAACCAGUUUACUUUUAUUAAAAUAAGUAUUAUGUAAAUAUGUCUUUCCCAUCCAUCCCGGUAAUAAUUGAAAACACAUAAUAAAAACAUUCAUGAGUCAAGUCAAAUGCGGAAGUUUUUCAAGUGCAAUCAAAACAACAUGAACAUUUGCUCAUUUUGAUACAUUUUCAUUCGGAUGUUCUCGUUCUUCCAAAAUAUUUCUAUUUUUAUAUUUUUUCUUUUUUUCCUAGUUUCCCAGUUAUUUGGAUGUCAAAUUGAUAGCAAUCUUCAUGGAACUUAUAAAAAACAAUCUGACCGAUUAAUGGUUGCUGAAAAAAAUCCGAUAAUUUACGAAGAUGUUGUUAUUACACCAACUUCGAUUUCAAAUUUUGGUGAUUGUUAUUUGAAAAUUGGAACAUCUUAUAUAAUGGGUUUAAUGAGAAUGGGAAAAAGUGUUUGUUUUCGAUGUGUUACACCAAUUAUGAUGUCACCAAAUAUUGUGCAAUUAGCACAUCAAUACGGUAUGUCUGAGGAAAGGAGCGAGUUCUUUCUCAGUGAAAAAGUCAUUCCAAUUUUUUUUAGAAGACACGUGUUAUGAUACUGAACGAGAAGCUAGAAUGACAUGUUUUGAUUCGACGAUUGUUACAAUUUCAGAUGGAGCACUUUUAUUUAGAUCUGUUGAUGAAGAAGCUGCAAGUUGUAGUCCAAUUGAUGGUCGAUUCAAUGUUGCUUAUCGAAUGAAUGAUGCAGCUUUGAGUUGUGAAAACGGAGAAGGAACUGUGUCAGAUAACUGUCAAUCUUCAUCCACAAUUUCAAUUCAAUUUAGAAAUUGUUCAUUUCCCGAUUUUGACAUGUCAUUGAAGUGUCUCGGAUCGUGGAAAGAUAAGAAGAAUCAACAAUAUUUAAUUGUGAAGAAUGAAGAAAAUGAGGAAUAUCGAUGUGGGGUAAGUAACUUUGUAAAUUUCCAUAACACAGUAAUAUUUCUUCACAUUACAGCUUGUUAUUGAGGACAAUAAUGUCAAAAAAUUAUAUUUUUCAAAUGAUUCAUCUUGUUCUUCAUUAUCUAUGAAAACUGCCUUCGACACAUAUUAUUUCCAUUCUGAAUCACACGCCAAACCAUUUGCUCCGUGCUCUUUUCCAUCUUGGAUGCAAGGAGAAUUCGAUUCGAUGACUAUUUCGAAUCAUGAAUUGCAAUAUUUACAACAUCACGUUGGAGCUGUACCUUUAAUUUCACACUGUGUUCAAACUUUUGAUGAUAGAGUUUUAGUAUAUACAGAAACUAAAUGGUAGAAAACUUUAGUAGAAAAUGAAAAAUUGGAAAGAGGGUUUAUUUUCAGCGGUGAUCCCCUCGGUUAUCAUUGUCUACUUUUCAAUGCUCGAAGUCAAAACUUGAUUGAGUUCAAGACAUCGAUUCCAACUGAAAGUUCAAACACAUCAGUUUGUUCGUAAGUUUGGAAUCUGUAGAUCAAAAAUAUCUUGAAACAAAAAAGAAUCCCUUUUUCAAGGUUUUUGUUCCUUAAUACUAUUUUGUUCCAGAAAUAAUACCCAGUGGGAAACAGUUCCAUGGUCUUCAUCUGUCGUUUUGAAUACAACUCCUUAUCCAUGUGGAAUAUUUGGAUCGUUUUCCUCCCCCAAAGAUUUAGACUUGGAUUAUUGCUACGAUGUCAGUUUCAGUUGUGAAGAUCCAACUAAAAUGAAUAUAUCCGCUUAUCAUUGUAAUGAUGGAUUAAUUUUUGAUGGUUUGAAACUUUUACUAAUCCAAGUUCCAAAAAAAUACAAAUUCUAGUUCGUUCAUAUACUUGCCUUGCUUCUUGGAAAGAUAAUGACAAGCUAUUGAUAUAUGCAACACGAGAAAAAGAUGAUAAAGAAUGCUUUGUUUCUCGUUAUCAAGAUGGGAACUUGUAUUUUGCGCCAACCGGAGAUCAAUGCGAACGAAAUUUCGAUUUUGAGGAGAACAAUGACAAAAAACACAAACAGAUUAUGAUUUUGAAAGAGAAAAGUUUGUAGUUUCAGAUUUAUUUUGAAUUUAUUGGUAGCAAUUUAAUCUUGAUAAUUUCAGAAUCCUGUCAAAAGGUAUCUUUCAAGUCUCGAAAACCAAUUAGGAUUCAAGGUCUACCAAAUCAUGUGAAUCAGACUUCAAUUCUCGAAACAACAACAACUUUGGAAAAAGAAAUGUCAGCAUUUUCAGAUGAAUUCUGGUUCAACUCAUCUUUCAUAA